This is a messenger RNA of Erigeron canadensis, 781 nucleotides long. RefSeq names its product protein DOWNSTREAM OF FLC-like. NCBI's taxonomy places the organism in Eukaryota, Viridiplantae, Streptophyta, Magnoliopsida, Asterales, Asteraceae. The transcript is spliced from 2 exons. The record is from RefSeq and is a predicted model, not a curated record. Bases 91 to 576 code for a protein of 161 amino acids.
AAUACAAAUUCUCAUCACUUUUGUUCCCACUGUCUCUAUCUUUUUGCAACUGUUACUUUCUCUCUCACACAGAAGACUCAAAAGAAGACAAUGGGGAGUAGGGUAGUGUUAAUGGUGGCACUGUUAUGUGUGGUCCUGCCGGCGUUGAUCGACGCCGGACGUCCGAUGUCUCGGCCAUUCCGUUUACAAGGCAGAGUUUACUGUGAUACUUGCCGUGCUGGCUUCGAAACUUCUGCCACCACUUACAUUCCACGUGCCAAGGUUAGGGUUGAAUGCAAGGACAAAGAACAAAAACUCGUCUAUAGCAAGGAGGGAACAACUGAUGCCACCGGAACUUACCAUAUCCUUGUCAAUGAAGAUCACGGAGAAGAGACCUGUGAUGUAAUGCUUGUCAGCAGCCCAAUGGGUGACUGCAUGACUGCUGACCCUGGUCGUGAACGUGCCCGUGUUGUCCUCACCAGCCACAACGGCAUUGUCUCAAACACCCGUUUUGCCAACGCCAUGGGGUUCAUGAAGGACGAUAUCAUGUCUGGCUGCACCACACUUUUGCAAUCACUCAUGGAAGAAGAGGACUAGAUUGUGGUUAACAACAAAUAACACCUAAUGUUUGUGUCAUGGCAUGGAUCAAGUCAUUUGAGAAAAUGUUGUCCUAAUACCAUCUAUUUAUGUGUCUGAAGUCUAAUGUUGGAGCUUGUAGUAUUCUUUUGUUUGUGGUAAUCUGGAGAUUAUUAUUAUUAUGAUUUAUGAUGAAUAUAUUAAGGAUUUUAAGGUGUUGUUUUAA